CACGAACCUUUUCCUUGGAAUAAAGAGGAAGAAUAGCCGAGACUUACAUUUUUCUGCCCCUCUCUCCUCUCUCUUCUCUCUUCUCUCUUCUCUCUCUAACUGCCAAAUCGACUCUGCUGUAGCCGGAAAUCCUCCUUGUUCCGUCGAUCCCUACUUCCGAUCGACGAUCCGCCACCUCCCCCGCGCGAUUCCCGACCUUUUUUCCUCGAAUCGAUUGCUUGCUGGUUGAGAUUUCCGGCGCGGUGAUGGAGCUGAGACUUAUACCAUCGGAUGGGGUCGUGGGUUACUUUGAGAUAGGUGUAGGUAAGUGAAGAUGCCCGAGCUGCGUAGCGGGCCGCGAAGAGGCCGAGCGCAGCUGAAUCCGGUGCCUAAAGCUGCCCGUGGGGCGGCUCCGGCUACGAGGAGGAGAGGGGCGGCAGUGAGGAGGAAGGAGACGGGCGAUGCGAAUGAUCUGAAUAGUCCUGUCCAGCAGGAGGAAAUUGGUUUGGUUGAAGGCGAAGGAGAAGGUCGGGGAGAUCCGCAAGGAAAUAAGGAGGAAGGAGUCGCGGACAAGAGAAUGGAUGAGUUCGAUGGCGGUGGGAGGAAUGCUGACAAGCUUCCUGGCGCUGAGGAGGAGGGGAGCACUGCGCCCCUGCCAGAAAAGGUCCAGAUUGGCAACUCACCAGUAUAUAUACUUGAUAGGAAACUUGGGAAAGGUGGAUUUGGACAAGUAUAUGUUGGUCGACGAAUUUCUGCUGUCAAUGUUGAUGACAGAAUCACUGGUUCCAAUGCUUUGGAGGUGGCACUGAAAUUUGAGCAUCGAACAAGCAAAGGGUGUAACCAUGGGCCUCCUUAUGAAUGGCAAGUCUACAACACACUAGGUGGAGUUCAUGGUAUUCCACGAGUUCAUUACAAAGGCCGUCAAGGCGACUUCUAUGUUAUGGUCAUGGAUAUGCUGGGUCCAAGUUUGUGGGACACGUGGAAUAACAAUUCUCAUACGAUGUCCAUUGAAAUGGUAGCAUGUAUUGCUAUUGAAGCAAUUUCUAUCCUUGAGAAAGUUCACUCUAAAGGAUAUGUUCAUGGGGAUGUAAAGCCUGAAAACUUCUUACUUGGUCCUCCUGGAACUUCUGAAGAAAAGAAGCUUUUUCUAGUUGAUCUUGGAUUAGCGACAAAAUGGAGGGAUAGUGUUACAGGUCAGCAUGUUGAGUAUGAUCAGAGGCCCGAUGUUUUCAGGGGAACUGUACGUUAUGCCAGCGUUCAUGCUCACUUAGGAAGAACUGGAAGUAGGAGAGAUGACUUGGAAUCACUUACUUAUACCCUUAUAUUUCUUCUCCGAGGUCGUCUACCGUGGCAAGGGUACCAGGGUGAGAACAAAGGCUUCCUUGUCUGUAAGAGAAAAAUGGCUACUUCCUCAGAGUCACUGUGUUGCUUUUGUCCACAACCUUUCAGGCGGUUCAUUGAAUAUGUUGUCAAUUUGAAGUUUGAUGAAGAACCGAACUAUGCUAAGUGCAUCUCACUAUUUGAUGAACUAGUAGGUCCAAAUCCAGAUAUCAGACCUAUCAACACAGAUGGCGCUCAAAAGCUUAUUGUUGGUCAAAAGAGAGGCCGACUCACCAUUGAUGAAGAGGAUGAAGAGCAACCAAAGAAGAAAACACGUGUUGGUAUGCCUGCAACACAGUGGAUCAGUGUCUACAAUGCCAGGAGACCUAUGAAACAAAGAUAUCACUACAACGUUGCUGAUACAAGGAUUGCACAACACAUUCACAAAGGAAAUGAGGAUGGGUUGUUCAUUAGUUCGGUUGCUUCUAGUUCAAAUUUAUGGGCAUUAAUUAUGGACGCUGGCACUGGUUAUACUGCCCAAGUUUACCAACUUUCCCCGUUGUUUCUGCAUAAAGAGUGGAUAAUGGAGCAGUGGGAGAGAAGCUACUACAUCACUGCUUUAGCUGGGGCAAACAAUGGCAACUCGUUGGUUGUAAUGUCAAAAGGUAGCUACCAUUUUCUUUUUCUUAUAUCUCAUAUCCGUUUGAAAACUUGCAUUAAUGUUUCCUAUCUGUAUAUAUCAUCGCAAGGCACACAAUAUGCACAACAAUCAUACAAGGUCAGCGAGUCAUUUCCCUUCAAAUGGAUAAACAAGAAAUGGAAGGAGGGUUUCUUUGUAACUGCAAUGGCCACUGCAGGAAGUAGAUGGGCAGUUGUCAUGUCACGAAAUGCUGGUUUUUCAGAUCAGGUUGUGGAGCUUGAUUUCUUAUACCCCAGUGAAGGUAUACAUCGAAGGUGGGAUAAUGGUUAUCGCAUCACUGCAACUGCUGCAACAUGGGACCAGACUGCUCUAGUUUUAAGUAUUCCUAUAAGAAAACCUAUUGAUGAAACACAAGAGACAUUAAGGACAUCUGCUUUCCCUAGCCAACAUGCCAAGGAUAAGUGGGCUAAGAACCUCUACAUUGCAUCUAUCUGUUAUGGAAGGACAGUUUCUUGAAUCCUUAUCCUGCUGGAAGUAAUUCUGAUUUCAAUCAAAGCUAUUUCAGUUUAAGAUUUGUUUUAGUGGCAAAUACUUGUACCAGAUGCAGACCAAGGAUUUUUAAUAUAUAAUCUCGAGUCUCUUGACAGCCAUAUCUAAGCCAACAAAUGAAGCGCUGUUAAUUCCUACAGUUGCUCUUGCUUGAGCUGUAGUCCGUGCCUUUGUGGUCGACUUAGAGACCUUGUGGUCCUUUUAAUCAUUUUUGUUUGUACAAAAGUUUCACUUAUAGAAAAGGCAUAUACCGUAUUUAUUGGCUUAGCUUUUGCUGGAGACAGAUUCAUAAUAUAUGAUACUUAAUAUC
This is a messenger RNA of Zingiber officinale, 2798 nucleotides long. Its product is annotated as casein kinase 1-like protein HD16. Gene Ontology annotation, molecular function: protein serine/threonine kinase activity; ATP binding. Gene Ontology annotation, biological process: signal transduction; peptidyl-serine phosphorylation; endocytosis. Bases 314 to 2455 code for a protein of 713 amino acids. Gene Ontology annotation, cellular component: nucleus; cytoplasm. Lineage: Eukaryota; Viridiplantae; Streptophyta; Magnoliopsida; Zingiberales; Zingiberaceae. The record is from RefSeq and is a predicted model, not a curated record. The transcript has 15 exons.